Conger conger (European conger) is the source of this 1878-nucleotide messenger RNA. RefSeq names its product centromere protein U (gene cenpu). Gene Ontology annotation, cellular component: nucleus. Lineage: Eukaryota; Metazoa; Chordata; Actinopteri; Anguilliformes; Congridae. The record is from RefSeq and is a predicted model, not a curated record. The coding region runs from base 316 to 1863 and encodes 515 amino acids. The transcript is spliced from 15 exons.
AUGAUUGUGUGAAUUAUCUAACUGAACUAACAGUUAGUUACGAACUAAUUGUUGAUAAGGUCGCUAACUAACUAGACACAAUCAAUCUGUUCACGGUGUCCCAGGGAGAAUUUUGUUUAAAUGCCUAUUUUCUUCAUUUGGAGAGCUAACUCAGCUCGUAGCUAACAUGCUGUGGAAAUACGUAACUAAGUUAGCCUAGCUACUAAAGUUAAUUACAAGGUAACAACACGCAGGUUGGUUAGCUAGCUAACUAACUUAACCGGCUGUCUAACCAAGGUGACAGGUUCAUAUUUUUUGCAGCUGACAUCUGACAAAAUGAGUUCAAAGAAGAGCAGAAUGGGAAAGAUGCUGAAAAAUGUUCAGAAAGAACUUCAGAGUUCGGGAGCAGAGAAGGCCAGGACAGCACAGAAAGCGCAGGCGGUCUUGCCCAUAUCGCCAUUGGACGUGUCCUCCAUUGAGAAAGGCAGCUUUUUUGAAGAUGACGAGGUUCUCAGCUAUGGGAACCCACUGCACAGCACCGCGGUGGAAGACGACUUCAGUCCUGACCAGGGGCCAAAGGCCAAGAACACGGGAGCAGAAGCUAGAGGGCCCAGUCGUGCUGAGACGCCUAAACGACCAAGCCGUGCAGACAAGCGCCAGACCUCAGGAAAGACCAGCGCCCCACUGUCAUCGACAAGCUCCGCCCCAAAGGGGCGUCAACCACGCCCUCCACGCAAGAGCAUUGGAAUAAAGUCAAAAACCAGGGCUCUGCAGAGGGUUUCAGAGGGGCUCGAAUCGGACGGGGCCACCGGUCGACGGAGACGGCUGUCAUCCUUGUCAUCCAGCCCUCCCUCUGGAGUACAGAGCGCCAGUAACUCAGACUCAGGCCCUGGUGCACAGGAGCCACCUCCCAAGCGGCCCAGGGGAGCUCCGCAGGCGACCCUGGGGGCUAGGGCUCGGGCUAAAAAGGUCCCAGCUCCAGCUCUCCCUAAAAAUCAGCCUCCGCUUUGUACUGAAGGCUCCAUUUCUCCCCUCAGGCAGGAGACGGGUCCGUCACAGAGCUCAGUCAGCGGGGUCAGAGAGAGCAGCACAGAGGGGCAGCCACCAUCCAGAGCCAGUGCAGCUGCAGCACGUCGCAGGCACCUCUCCUCCCUGUGCUCUGAGGACCUGACUGACGAAGACCCCAGCUGGCAUGAAGAACCAGGCCGGGCGUCAGCUGAGCCGCAUGUGGGGGAGAAGAGGAAGCCAUCCAGGGGCAGGCAGAAUAAGGUGGUCCCUAAGAGGAAGUCUUCAUCUGGAUCCUCAGGUGAUGCCGGGCCUUCCGGUAAACACAAACACCGGGAAAGAGAUACUAGGAACCCCAUUGAUCUUGACGUGGUACUCGAUGCGUUCCUGGAGUUUGUGUCGCACUACAGAGAGACUGUCGACUCGGCUCCAGUCAGACAGGCAAUAGAUGCGGUUUCAGACAUGUUUGAGGAUCAGCUCACAGAACUAAUAACCAACACAAAGGAAUUGAACAGUCUGAAAAGGGAAAACAUUAAGGUCAAUGGUACCAUUAACAAGAAGCGCGCCAGACUGGUCGAGAUCAAAAGUGAAUUGAUAACGAAGGAGGCGCAGCUGAGGUCCCUGCAGAAGGAGCACGGACAGCUUCAGGAGAGGCUGACGGACCUGAGGACGGGAACCUCCUUCCUGUCGGCCCUGAGGGACCUGCACAAGAACUACCUGGCCCACCGUCAGAGACACCCUGCUGAGGAGGAAGUGUAUGGACCCUCCAGUGUGCCGGCUCUCCUGCUGGAGGCACGCAGGGUGUUGGGGGCCGAGUGUCAGCUGAAGAACAUCAACGAGAACCUGCAGCAGGCCCUGGAGCAGGCCAAUCAGCAUUGAGCUCUCAAGCAGAUC